Serinus canaria (Common canary) is the source of this 3658-nucleotide messenger RNA. RefSeq names its product zinc finger AN1-type containing 4 (gene ZFAND4). The transcript is spliced from 10 exons. Gene Ontology annotation, molecular function: zinc ion binding; protein binding. The coding region runs from base 743 to 2896 and encodes 717 amino acids. The record is from RefSeq and is a predicted model, not a curated record. Lineage: Eukaryota; Metazoa; Chordata; Aves; Passeriformes; Fringillidae.
CUCCUGCUGCGCUCCCGCUCCGAGCGUCCCGCCGGGCCCGGCCGGCUCCGGCAGCUGCGGCGGGCGGGGCGGCGCGGGGGGAGAGGAACCGUGUCUCCCCCCGAGCAGGCCCGGCGGUGGCAGGUGAGGUGAGACCCGCCUUCGUUCGGCGGGUUCCGGGCCCUCUGGAGCGCCGCUGUUGUGGGGACCCUGCGGCGGCGGCGCCGAGGGCGGCGGGGCAGGGGGCCGUGCUCGAAGCGCCCCGGGCCCGUCCCCGCCGGCGAGGUGCGCAUCCCGGGAGGAAGCGGGGCCGGGGCAGUGGUGGCGGGGUCCGCGGCCAGCCCGGGGUGUGAGGCCGCCCCGAGGCGCGGCGGGGACGAGGCAGCCGCUCGCCGUCCUUUGUUCGCGGGCGCUCCGCUCGGCUGCCGGGGUCCGGCCCCUGCUCCACUGCGGCGAUGGACGCCGCUGGCGGGAGCCCGGCUGAGCUGCCGCCUCCAACUGCCUUUCCUAAGCCCGGAGCAGUCCCUGUUCUUACACCUUUCUGGAGUUCUGCUCUAGCUCUGACACUGCGGAGGGCUCCGCUCUUCUCAGGAGGCAUUGGGCGUCUGGUUGUCGUGUCGCUUGUGGAAACAAAAAUAACAAAGGUGAAAAAUCCUAAAGAUGAACAGCAAUGCACUACACGUGUCUUCAAAGCUGCCUUGGCUAGAAGUGGAAUGUAGUUUCCUGACAGAUCUUCUUACAAGGAAGUUGUAAAUCCGUUCUAAUGGCCAACAAGAAAGAGCCUCCUUUUUUUAAUAAAGAUAAUAUGGGACCAUUUCACUACAAACUUCCUUUCUAUGAAACUAUGGAGCUCUUCAUUGAAACGCUUACAGGAACCUGCUUUGAACUGCGAGUUUCCCCCUUUGAAACAGUUAUUUCUGUGAAAGCUAAAAUUCAAAGACUGGAAGGUAUUCCUGUCUCUCAGCAGCACUUAAUUUGGAAUAAUAUGGAACUGAAGGAUGACUAUUGUUUGGAUGAUUAUAACAUUUCAGAAGGCUGCACUCUGAAGUUGGUUCUGGCUAUGCGAGGUGGACCUGUUAACACCAGAAGAGUUCCUGUGAAGGAUCCUAUCAGGGAAAUGGCUGAAUACAUGGAUCCUGCUAGAGACAAGAUCUGGGAGAAGGGGCCAUCCAACAAACAAGUCACCUUCUUAGUGUAUCGCGAGGGAGAUCGCUUGAAUUUCUUCCGUGUGGUUGACCGGGGUGAUGGCACUUUAACACCGCUGUCUGAAUCUUUGAGCGGUGGUUCAGUUUAUAAUUUAUAUGCUGAUGAUGAAGAUGAGACAGAGGCAUCACCUUCUGGCCAACAGAUUAUUGAGAAUUCAAUUACUAUGAACAAAAUGAAACUGCUCAAGGCAAAGAUGGAGAACAUGAAUCUGAGUAAAAAGCCUAAGAAAACUGUCAAGGUGAAGCCUCGCCCUCCCAUGACUCCUCGACCAUCGAGUGGCUCGGUGGCUGCUGCCCGUCACCGCUUUCUCAGAGUGCUGCCCCACAUCGGACAGUCGUGCCUACCUCCUCCUGGCAAUUUGCAUCAGUCAGAAUCUCCCCAAAACGCACUUUCAGCACUGGCUACUUUGGCCACUGCUGGUAGAACAAUGCCAGCCACAGCUAAUCACUUCCUUAAGGCAGAUGACACUUGGCAGAGCAGCUCUUGGUCUCAGCCAGUCAAUAGCAUCAGGUUACCACCGAAAAUAUCUCGUGUUGAACUAGAAAAUUCAAAGCUACCUACAAAUAGUAUUCUGACUCCUGUUUCAUCUCUGUCUGCAAAUUCAGAAAAAGCACCUGAAAAUGCAACCUCAUCGAGUGAGGAGGAUGCUGUUUUGUUUCCAAAUCUAACAAAUGUGGAACUAUAUGGAAGAGAAGAAGAACAUCUUCCUGAACCAGAUGCUUAUGCUUUUUUAACAGAAGGAAACACUGCUGAGCAGUGUAGUGAGAUAUAUGACAUAGGAAAGGUGAACCCAGAGCUUGAACUGCCUGACAGAGACAAAGAUUCUAAGGUUGUAGAGCAGCAUAGAAAACCUAUUGGCAAAGUGCUGAGCACUGCAGCAAUGGAGACUGGUCUUCUCAGUACUCGCGAAUUAAGUCCUCAGAAGAAUCUGCUUUUGUCUCCCCUCCGCUAUUCAGCACAAGUGGCACAUCACAGUACCCUGAAACCACAAGCACAGCCCAGGUGCUUUGAGGCUGGUAACUUGAGAUCUGCAGCCUCCCCAAAUGUGCUUCGGUCGUUGGAAGUACGUACUAUAGCAGACUCCUCCUUUCCUAGGACCACUAGAUUUUGUAGUGUGAAAGUAGAGUCACUUGGCAAAAGACCUGAUGUAAUUUCUAAAGCAGAGGCUAGGGACAUCACGGAUGUGGCUAGCAAGGCAUCCAAAGAACCUGCAAGUUCUGUAAGUAACUUAGGAUUUCUGGCUUCGCUGGCCCGAAGCACAAACAGGGAAAGUUUACAGAGUUCCUGUGGGACUGACAGGUUUCGGACUUCUGGUAUUGCACUACCCACAAGCCUGCAGCAUUUUCAGGAAGAAAGCUUUAGGAAAACUGCUCCUCCAAAUGAAGCUGCUGAAUAUAUUCUAUCUGCGCAUGGGCUUGGAAUGAAUGGAAGUAUGGCAGCUGUAGGGAAAAGAGUAGCAGGUGAAGCAACCCAUCUUCCACCUGUGAAUGGCUUAAUUCAAGCAAAAAAGAAAAUUUCAAAGCACUGCUUUCUUUGUGGCAAGAAAACUGGAUUGGCAACCAGCUAUGAGUGCAGAUGUGGAAACAACUUCUGUGCAACACACCGCUAUGCAGAGACUCACACUUGCACCUACGACUACAAGAGUGCAGGACGGAGGUAUUUACAGGAAACCAACCCCAUCAUUAGUGCACCAAAGCUCCCCAAAAUUUGACAUGGUUGUGCUGCAUGUGGCCACUCUGCUGUUGAAGAAUUGUAUUGAAUUGAGAGAAGCACUUGCUUAAACUGCAUAAUUUUGCCAUGCUCCGUAUUUAAAGAUUUGCCAAGUAACAAAAGCACAUGAGGAUGCAUCGAAGAAUAAUGUGAACACUACUGCAGUUAAAACUUUUCUUCUUGAGUGAAUGAAAGGUUAAAAAUUAGUUUCUGAAAACUUACACUAUGAUUUAACUGUUACUGCACGUGUUGUGUUUUAUAUUUGGGAAAGCUAUUUCACUAGACAAGUCUUUAAAGAUGCACUUUACUAACUUUACUGUAUAACCAGAGUUGAGGGGGUGUUGUAAUGAGGGUGUCACGUAAUGUCUUCUGUACUCUUGUUUUUGUCCAUUGUGUGGUAUCUUCUAAGUUAUUUCACUAGAAAGAUCCUCCUCCCUCCCCGUUCUUCAAACAGCCUGUUUUGAGAUUUUAAGGGGAUAGUGUGUUCCACCCCUCUGUUUCAUUCUGAUUGAUAUUCGUACAUUGUGUGUCCAUUCUGAAAAUUACAUAUCAUCCUAAUCACAUUUUCUUAAAAUAAUGCUGUUUAUAUGACAAGUUUGUUUUUAAAUAGAAGGUUCCCUGUUUGUUGCCAUUAAAUAUAAGAAACAACUUAUUUUAACUUUUUUUGUAAUCCUAGAUUUUUUUAAGACUUCACAACUUGCUUUGUUAAGAUGUUGAAUGCUGUUGCUGGAAGAAAUUCUAAUAAAUAUUAAAUUUUCUUCUU